CCACGCAUCUGAUAUGUACAUACAUCAAUUAGAAGAUUUAUUGAGUCAUUCCUGCCCGAAGAAAAUUGCCGCAUUCUUUGCCGAACCCAUUCAGGGUGCAGGAGGAAUUAAUCAGUUUCCAAAAGAUUUCCUGAAAGGUGCUUAUAAAGCAGUGAGAGCAAAAGGAGGUUUAUGCAUUGCUGAUGAGGUUCAGACAGGAUUUGGAAGACUUGGAAGUGAAUAUUGGGGAUUUGAAACUCACAAUGUAAUGCCAGAUAUUGUAACCAUGGCAAAAGGAAUUGGCAAUGGUUUCCCUAUGGCAGCUGUGGUCACAAGAAAAGAAAUUGCAAUGAGUUUGACUGAAGCUCUACAUUUCAAUACGUUUGGUGGUAAUCCACUAGCCUGUUCUGUGGGCUCUGAAGUUAUUGAUGUGAGUAUACAGUCCAAUGUUUGUCAACCACCACGAGAACCUUCAAAUUUUAGGCUCUUUGCAACUGGCAUGCUAUAA
Saccoglossus kowalevskii is the source of this 487-nucleotide messenger RNA. RefSeq names its product alanine--glyoxylate aminotransferase 2, mitochondrial-like. The record is from RefSeq and is a predicted model, not a curated record. Gene Ontology annotation, biological process: glyoxylate catabolic process. Gene Ontology annotation, molecular function: pyridoxal phosphate binding; L-alanine:glyoxylate transaminase activity. Gene Ontology annotation, cellular component: mitochondrion. Lineage: Eukaryota; Metazoa; Hemichordata; Enteropneusta; Harrimaniidae.